AUGAUGGGCGCUGUUCGCUCCAACCGGGUGGCGCUGCUUGUCGCGGCCGUUUUCUUCACAUUCUUCAUGGGCUUGGCCCAUUUCCAUCUUAAUGCCACUCCAUCCCGCCCGGCCACUGCCAUCUCCGACUCCGACGAGUAUAUCCCCGACGUCGAUCACGCCGCUGCCAGCCCCGACAACGCGCCCAAGGUCGCUACCAAGGCCGCGCAGCCUGCGAAGGCCUCUGUCUUCCCCUCUGCCAAGGCUGAAGAAGACCCCGGGACCGUCCCAGCCAUCCCCACGCCUGCAUCCGAGGAGCCCGAGAUCGAGGUCGUCGAGGAGGUUGUCGAAGUCGAAGUCGAGGAAACUCCUACUCCCACUCCUACACCCACCGCCGCCGAGUCCCAUGUCCUGCGCCCUCAGGACUUUGUGAUCCCUUCGGUCAAGCCCACUACCCCCCAAUUUGCAGACUAUGGCGCUUGGGGAUGGAAGCUUCCUCACCCCGACCCCAUCUGGAAGGAGUCUCUGGGCGAGCGUCUUUGCAUCGUUGACCUCGAAAGCCGUCCUUUCGAUAAGCCUGGACAGAUUUGGGAUCCCCAGGGAAUGAGCUGGAGCCGUGCCAAGGAUGUCCAUGGUCCUUCUGGCGGCACUCUGAACCACUGGGUCUACUCCCAGAUCCACGGUUACAAGUACUACUACGUCAAGAUCAACACCUACAAGGAUCGACGUGAUUCUUGGAAGAAGCCAUCUGUUCUGUCCAAGAUCCUCAAGAACCACGACGUCUGCAUCUUUAUUGAUUCGGACGCCCUCUUCAACCAUCUCGACCUCCCUCUCGAAUGGCUCAUGAACUACUGGAGCAUCUCGCCUCACAACAACUCGCUCGCCCUCGCCGUCGACCCCGAUGUACAGCACAACCACGACCGAUUUGGCAAGCUCUUCCUCAACACUGGCUUCAUGAUCAUGCAGAACAACAACAAGACAUACGACAUCUUCAGAGACUGGGACGACUGCCCUAACGAGGGCAGCAAGUACCCUGGUUGCACCGAGUUCCGACACCGCAAGGGCUGGCAGCCCACCGAUCAGGGCGGCUUCGGCACCUUUGUGCGCUACGACUACCCCAACGAUAUCAAAGAGCUGCCCUGCACAGAGGCCAACGGUUUCCCCGAGGCCAACCAGGGUUGCAUGGGCAAGUUCAUCAAGCACGUUUGGCUGGGCAAGGAGGAUAGGCUCAAGAUUGUCGUCGGCAACGUGUUCCCCGGCACUCUUCUCGAGACCUUCCACAAGCAGUUCCUCGCAGCGAAGAACACCUUUUUUACAACAGAGGACGCUCUUAUGUCUAAUGAGUAA
This is a messenger RNA of Fusarium keratoplasticum, 1326 nucleotides long. RefSeq names its product Nucleotid-trans domain-containing protein. Gene Ontology annotation, biological process: protein N-linked glycosylation. Lineage: Eukaryota; Fungi; Ascomycota; Sordariomycetes; Hypocreales; Nectriaceae. Bases 1 to 1326 code for a protein of 441 amino acids. Gene Ontology annotation, molecular function: glycosyltransferase activity. The record is from RefSeq and is a predicted model, not a curated record. The transcript has 3 exons. Gene Ontology annotation, cellular component: Golgi membrane.